Molecule: messenger RNA, 770 nt
Organism: Astyanax mexicanus (Mexican tetra)
Lineage: Eukaryota; Metazoa; Chordata; Actinopteri; Characiformes; Acestrorhamphidae
Gene: rnf7
Product: ring finger protein 7
Exons: 3
Coding region: 60-419 (119 amino acids)
Biological process (GO): ubiquitin-dependent protein catabolic process; protein ubiquitination
Cellular component (GO): nucleus; Cul5-RING ubiquitin ligase complex
Molecular function (GO): cullin family protein binding; zinc ion binding; ubiquitin protein ligase activity
Source: RefSeq, a predicted model, not a curated record
UAGCGGGGCGGCCGGACGCUCUGCUGGAGUCGGCCAUUUUGUAGCUGCCCUUUUCUGCCAUGGCGGAGAUGGAUGACGGAGACGAGCCGGUUUUGGUGCACUCGAUCAGCGGCUCCUCCGGGUCCGGCUCUGGGUCCAGCUCCAGAUCAGCUGGGGACAAGAUGUUCUCUCUAAAGAAGUGGAAUGCGGUGGCCAUGUGGAGUUGGGACGUGGAGUGCGAUACCUGCGCCAUCUGCCGGGUCCAGGUCAUGGAUGCGUGUCUGAGGUGCCAGGCAGAAAAUAAACAAGAGGACUGUGUUGUUGUGUGGGGAGAGUGCAACCACUCUUUCCAUAACUGCUGCAUGUCUCUCUGGGUGAAGCAGAACAAUCGAUGCCCGCUAUGCCAGCAGGACUGGGUUGUCCAAAGGAUUGGCAAGUGAGGACCACGAUACCAACCCCCACCCCCCUCCUGCUGGGUUCUCCGUCCACUCUGGGCCCUGCCUGGCUUUAUGACGCAGGACUGAGAACACUACUUAGCUGCCCAGUGUGACACCAGUGUGCAUGUUUGUGACUGUCGAGCAGAACCCAUGAACUUUACCAGAUCUCCAGAUGACACUGGUACCUGCCCCUUCCAUUUCCCUGCCUCCCAGUAAAAGGCACAAGACUGAAGGGCACUGUGGAGCGAAACUACGGUGUCUCUGACGGGACGGGAGUAUGGAUGAAUAUGUGCUGUGAAUGUGUGUUUUAAUAUAUGUUAGAAUAAAAAUGUAAGCAUUAAAACUUAAAGCCUA